Messenger RNA from Stylonychia lemnae, 543 nucleotides. The record is from the annotation of a GenBank genome assembly. NCBI's taxonomy places the organism in Eukaryota, Ciliophora, Spirotrichea, Sporadotrichida, Oxytrichidae.
AUGUAACCACAAGUUAAAACAGUCAAUUCUAACAGAUCCACUUCUAAUAUUUCAUCGUUUAAUGAUGAUAGAACCUUGGCUAACAGCAGAUCAAAUCUAAAUAUCAGCUCUAUAUCCUCAUAGUUCGUGAAUAAUCAGAGAAGACCAGGAUUUUUCCAAAAAUCGCCCCCAACUACUAGAGAUCUAAUGAAAAAAUGUUUACUAAGUGAUAGAGUUUUAGACAAUGCUGAAAGAAGACUUUCUAGUGCAGUAUCACCCACUUAUAAAAGUCAAAUUAAAUUUUAAUUGGAUCUGAGCAGUAAAGAAAAUGUUGAGCCAAGAUAAAAAUCGAUUAGGAGAUAAUCACCUUAUGCUAGGAGAGAAUCAAUGGGAGGAUUAAUUCACGACUACUAAAUGAAAGUUACCAAAAAUGUUACAGGGAAACUCAAUUAAGCUGCACCUUCAAAGGUAAUGAACUUCAUGAAGGAAAAUAACUAUCAUCCCUACUACGUUACUUAGGAGCAUUGUAAGUUAAUUACAAUAAUUGAAAAUUGUUAUAGAUGA